Molecule: messenger RNA, 4226 nt
Organism: Lineus longissimus
Lineage: Eukaryota; Metazoa; Nemertea; Pilidiophora; Heteronemertea; Lineidae
Exons: 3
Coding region: 94-561 (155 amino acids)
Molecular function (GO): calcium ion binding
Source: RefSeq, a predicted model, not a curated record
UCAAUAGAAAUCUGGUGCUCGGCGCAUUUGGGCAGACGGCAGCAGACGAGAAUCAUUCAGUGUAAACGUAUUCACGAGGCGAUACCUUUCAAGAUGUGUGACGUUGACGACAUUAUGACAAAAUGCGGCACUAAUGCCGAAGCCUGCAAAAAGAUUUGCGAUGAUGGUUGUGGAGCUUUUGAUAAAUAUGAUAAAGACAAAAAUGGGAGUCUGUCCAAGGAAGAAAUCGGCACCCUUCUUGCUGCAGGAGGCUCCAACAUGUCUAAGGAGACGGUGUUUUCAUUUUGUGAUCUGGAUGCUGAUAACAAAGUAACGAAGGAGGAAUUCAUCAAAGCAUUAGUCUGCACCUCCAUCGAAGACGACAUCAGGAGAGUGUUUAACGAUUUCGACAAAAACAAGAACCACACCAUUGACAAGGCGGAACUUGGGGCCGUGUCGGGGGAGUGCGCCAAGCAAGGCAUCGAUCAGGCGAGCCUAGCCAGGGUCAUGGAGAAAUACGAUACUGAUUCCAGCGGAGAAAUUAGUUUUGAUGAGUUCAAGGCGGCAUUCUUUAGCAAAUAAUUUGCACAUGCCGGUCAUGCGUCUGUCAGGAGCCACCGUGGCCCCCUGGGGUGUGACCCGUGGCAGCGAUGAAAAAUUGAUGAGGGAAUUUCCAAACUAAGUAAACUUUCAAAGAAAUAGAUGGACUGCGGAUGGUACGCAUACAAGACGGCAUAUUCUUACCAGGUCUAUUGCAAAGUCAGUCAGCAGCCGUCACGAUUUUUUUAAGGCAGAGGUAUUAAGAGGUACAUUCCAAUACCAAAUUCGCACAGUGGCGACAUUUCAGACAUUUUACAAGAACUGCUAUGUACCGCAUUAUGCAUAUCGGCCGUGCGGAUAUAUGUUUUUAAUUGUUCCUUCGUCAGAAAGAAGGGAGCACGAGUUUUGUGUGCUUGUAAGUAAAAAGACACACACACUUGUAUGUAUUGCAUUUUUUAGCUUGGUAAGGCCAAACAAUCGACUCCAUAUCGUUGGCCGUAGUGCAUUCCUAGUACGGUGUAACGAGAAAUUCAUCGAGCUUUUCCAUAAAUAAACAUAACGUCUGAUGCGUUUGGAACUGUAAGUUAUUUUGGUUUCGAACACCAGACCGGGCAAGGGAUACCAUUGAUGAACAACUGUACAGGACUGGUGCUGCCAUUUUAAAUAAGCUUCAGCUCCUGGCCGGGUUCCCAGCAACGGGUAUGAUCCCCCCCCCCCCCCCCCCCACUCCCCUUAUUUAGGGGGUACAUAGGCUUGUUCCCAAGUUUUAAAAUCACCCCCUAAUGGAAGGAAACAGCAUUUUUUUGUACCCCCUAUUUGCGGGCUUUUGUGAGGAAAUUGACCCCCUAUUUGAAGGAAGGAUUUGAUCUUAUUGAGGCCCGGGCGGAGUGUAGGAGUUGAGUGUAGCUCAACUACAUGGAGAGGGAAUUAACACGAUUACCAACACCCCUGACGGACCCUAUUCUCUCUGCAGCGUGGAAAGAGCGGAAAAUAGCAGUAAUAACACCCCUAUUUAUUGAUUUUUCGGGGAUUUUCCCCCGAAACAAGAGUGAAAAUUAACCCCCUUUUCCCGAAAAAUCGGGAACGCGCCUGCGGCCCCCUUGACUAUGGAAGUGGGGGGGGGGGGGUAUGAUCGAUUACAUAUCGUAAACGAUUAUGCCGUAAAAUGCUGAUAGUAUAUUAGUGCAGUCUUCAGAAGUUGGCUAGUAAUGGCUAGAAAGACACAAGAGUGCGAUUGUACUGUAGAGUGCAGGCCACUGUGUAAAUUGCCACCGUUUCAUUUAACAUCGCUGCUUACGGAAACAUUGAACAAAUUACUGCUGUAAAGAGGACUAGGAGCCGUUGCGAUUUCACACUAGGGAAAAUGUUAAAGUUUUAGGGUCACGAAGGCACCUGGGAGAUGCGGUAGUAAUCAAGACAUACAUCUGCAUCCAAAGUCAUUUAUAUUCUUUCUUCUAUACUAACUCAGGCUAUAACCACUUUAUUUGGUGUCGGUUUGACAGUUGGUCCGCUGCUGACAGACAGAUGGCUUUCCAAUCGUCACUAUGGUCAACACUUGUUGAGGUUGAUCUUCAUGAAUUAAUUUUCUUUCUCCGGGUCUGGUGUAUAGCAGUCUGAAUUGCUCCCAGCAGGAAAAUACAAAAAUGUAAUUGUCCGUCCCUAUUGUAUGGUGAAUUAUCAUGUACAUAGCUAUUCAGAUACCAUGGCCGUUACCCCUAAGAGACUAACAGGGCAUAGUAGCUUCCCUCGUCCCCUGGCCACUCUAGCCUAAAACAGUUCAGAGUCGUUGGGCCAAUACCUAAGUAUGACUGCGUUGAUAGCAACAUAUUUUUGCUUUUAUUGAACAUUAACGGUUUUUCAUAAAGUUGAUCACAUUGAUUUUACUGGACAUCGUCACAAAAUGGCGGUUUUUUUACCUCUCCGUACCAAUUGUUGUACCAUCUUUGGUGGAAAUUUACCUAUGUAUGCAAUACGACCUGCAGUUUUAGAAAUUUCUCUGUAAACGUAACCGUUUAUGAAUACAAUAGGGAGUUUCCGCAUCGCUUACGAUUACGAUUACGAUUACGAUUUCAAAGUCGUAAUCGUAAUACUCUCAAAACCGGCAUGAACCAGAAAUUUUGUUUCCGCAUUCACAUUAACGACUUGGUGCACUGUAUAGUUUAGGCCCUUUACUCUGCUCUCAUGCUCUGGGUGCACUUUUCUCGGCGCUAAAACAUGAUCAAAAUCGCCGUUGAUCACAUUAAAUGCGGUUCCUAUGUUUGACAGAUAUGUUCUAAAGUAUUAUUCAAUGAAAAGUUCACCUUGAAUUUGAUAUGUAGCGUGGAAAAUAGGCUUUUCGCUAAUCCAUGUAAUCGUUUUUCGACUUACGAAGAUCAGCCGGAAUCCUCGUAAGAACGAGACGAAACUACCAUCGACGAUUUCGCUGGGGAUGUCGUAGCACCAAAAAUCGAUGACGUCAAACACAAAUCGUAAUCGUAAUCGUAAUCGUAAGCGAUGCGGAAACUCGCUAAUAAGUUCGAUAUUGCAUCGCAAGAAGAUCGACCUCAACGGGUAGACUCUAGUAUCACCGAUCUAACACUGUUUCGGAAUAUGCACGCCAAGCCCACGAGAGAUACAAUGCCUUUUGUCGUUCGAUGCCAUUCGACAUGUUCAAUCGAGAUAGGCAAUAGGAGGGUUACAUCAAAUUGUCUGACAUUUCUGUUGGUCAUCAUGCCAUCAUGUCCUGCCCUUGGUGUUUUUGUGUCGAUUUCACAGCAGGGGUUCAGAAUGACGGGCACAGAAUGACAGGCGCUAAGCCAAUCAGGUAUGAAGGGGCUUUGGCCUGUUCAAUGCACGUUGUGCUGGGGACGGUCAUGCCCCGAGAUAAUGAACCGGUGUUAGAUCGGUGAGUCUAGAGUAUUUUGCUGCAAGGCUAUAUGGAGAAACUUAACUACAGGGUGGCCCAGAAUUAUUUUCCCUUGCACAAUAGAAAUCUAUUGUGUAUCUAUCGUGUGAGGGAAAAUAAUUCUGGGCCAUCCUGUAGAGGCAGCAAACAUGCGGAUGGCUACUUUUCACGUUUUGGCUUCAUUUAUAUGAUUCAUGUUCUUGGCUGCUUUUCAUUUUCAAUAGAUGUAAUUUCUUGAAACAAUGAUUGCUCUACCCCUGUACGAUUUUCCUUCUGAGACUAAGAGGCAUCGAGCAACGACAUGCAGUUUUUUUCCCUAUGAACCAUUAUGUAUAAAUGAUAUUGGGACAGUCCAAAACUAUCCCUUAGACUAGACUAUCAUUCGCGACCAAUAUCAAAUAAGGAUAGAAAAUGUUAAUCUCUAAAGUUCAUGACUGUUUUUGGACACUCGACGUUUGUGUCAAUCCUUGUGAAUAAGACGCACUACCAAUGAUUUUCGAUGCCGUUGUCUAAUUUCGUUCAUACAUGUACACUUCUUUGAUGAAUCGACCGAGACUGCAGUUCGUGAAAAAUUAAAGUGUUGUUGCGGAAAUUAUCGGCAUCGGUUUUCGGGUUGAAAUUGUAGGGUUCGUAGCAGGGUGAUUUCCAUAUUCAAAGUAAACCACGUUUGUGUCUCCUUCACAAGCAUCUCCGCGAUAUAAGAUUGUUUUAAAAAAAUAAGGCGUCUCCUAAGUAAGUUGAACAAUUUAGAAAAUGUUAUUUCGAUAUCUUUAUUUUAGCUAUUCCCUCUUUUUGAAAAAUAAAAUGUAUUUGCAACACUAAA